CUGCCACCACCAUGUCCCACAGACAGGACAAGGCGACGACUGAACGCAACUCCAAGACCCUGCGCGAGCUGCUGAAGAGGCCCGAAAACAAGACAUGCGCGGACUGUAAACGAAACGACCCACGAUGGGCUUCCUGGAACCUCGGCGUGUUUCUGUGCAUCCGAUGCUCCGGCAUCCAUCGCUCCAUGGGCACGCAUAUCAGCAAAGUCAAGUCCGUAGAUCUCGAUGUCUGGACCCCGGAGCAGAUGGCCUCAAUACAGAAGUGGGGGAACCGGAGAGCGAACCUGUACUGGGAGGCGCACCUGCGCGCAGGCCACGUCCCACCCGACCACAAGAUGGACUCGUAUAUCCGUUCAAAGUACGAGAGUAGGCGGUGGGCGCGCGAGGGCCCCGCCCCAGAAGACCCCGCCGUGCUCGAGAACGACGCCCCCGUCCCAGCAGCCGCGUCCUCGCAGCCCGCCCCCGCCCCCGCGCAGACCACGGCUCCCACCCACGUCUCCCGUGCAUCCGUCAGCGCCCGCCCACAGCAGGGCCAGCCGCACCAGCUGCUCUCCGCAGGGGUCGCCGCGAGCCGCCAGACGCCGCAGCUGCAACAGCAGCAGCCGGCGUCCGUGCAGGCCCCCCAGCAGGUGCAGCCGCAGCCGCAGAGCGCGGCCCUUGACCUGUUCUCGCUCGACUUCCACGCGCCCGCGAGCCCGCCGCCCCAGCAGCAGGCGCAGCCGAAGAAGGACGUCACGUCCGAGAUCAUGUCGCUCUUCGCCACCGCGGCGCCAGCUGCGCCCGCCGCCGCCCCUCCUGCGUACAGCGCUGGGAUGUUCGGCGCGCAGCCUGUGCAGGCGCAGGGGCAGUUUGGGCAGUUCGGGGGCAUGCAGCCGCAGGCCGGCUGGGGGCAGCCUCAGCCUCAGCAGCAGGCGGUCCCGCAGCAGACGAGCAUGGUGGGGAACGCGGGGGUGGGGAUGUGGGGCGCGAGCUCGGGGUGGAACAGUGCGCCUGCAGCGCCGCCGGCGGGCCCGGAUAUUUGGGGGAGCGGGGGCUUGGGCGGGGGCGUGCCGGCUCAGCAGCAGAGCUUGUUCUCGACGAGCGAUGUGUGGAGCACGCCGGCGGCACAGCCCGCGCCGGCUACUACGCAGAAGAAGGACGAUGUGUUUGGGGACCUUUGGGGUGGGUUCAAGUAGAGUGCGGAGUCGGUGAGCAGUCUGGUUGUAUCUUGGAAGGAGCGCUGUGGAGGGUUAGGAAUGUACGUGUGUAGGUCAAGUAUCCGACUUUGUAUGUGCCCUGUGGAUGUACACCUUCGCAACCUUCCACUCUU
Messenger RNA from Trametes versicolor FP-101664 SS1, 1309 nucleotides. Its product is annotated as ArfGap-domain-containing protein. Gene Ontology annotation, molecular function: metal ion binding; GTPase activator activity. Lineage: Eukaryota; Fungi; Basidiomycota; Agaricomycetes; Polyporales; Polyporaceae. The coding region runs from base 12 to 1175 and encodes 387 amino acids. The record is from RefSeq and is a predicted model, not a curated record. Gene Ontology annotation, cellular component: Golgi apparatus. Gene Ontology annotation, biological process: intra-Golgi vesicle-mediated transport; endoplasmic reticulum to Golgi vesicle-mediated transport; endocytosis. The transcript is spliced from 5 exons.